AUGGCGCCCGAGGCCGCGCUCGCGGACGAGGUCCUCGCGGCCUGCUUCGGUCGGCUCUCGCUGCGGAGCCAGCCUCGCAUCGCGCGCGUCUCUCGUCGGUGGCGCGACGCGGCGGCGCUCGCCUUCGCGCGGCGGCUGCGCUGGCGGAAGAAGGCCUGCGCCGCGCGGCUGCCGCUGCCCGUCCGGGCGGUGCCCGGGCGCGACGCCGCGCCGCGGAACGAGAUCCUGAACGUCGGCUUCUCGCUCGAGUUCCUCGGCGGCGGCGACCUCGUCGUGCAGGUCGUCGACCCGGACGCGCGCGCCGUGCGCGCGGCGGACGGCCACUUCCUCUUCCACGUGACGACGGCCGCCGGCGCCAAGGUCGCGGCGUCGCUCCCGCUCCCGGCUUCUAUAGCGGCGGACGGCGCGGUGGACGGCGCGGUCCCGGCCGCGUUCGCGGUGCGCUGGCCCAAGGACGACCCCAUCGCCCGGCCGGGCCUGUCCCGGGAGAAGCCCUGCGGCGAGUACCUCAUGCUCUGGGGAGACCCGUCGGCUCGCGGCAUCGAGGUCGCGCUCAUCCGCGCGGCGGACCUCGCCGCGGCGUCGCGGUUCCUCGCCGCGCCCAACUCCAGCGCCGUCGCCGCGGCGUUCGGCCGCGGCGGCGUCGAGGAGAACAUCGCCUACACGCGCGCGAGCGGGGUGGUGGUGGCGUGCUCGCCGCCGCGCGCGGGCCUGCCGCCGCCCGCCGUCAUCGUGUGGGACUGGGAGACGGGCGUGUGCCUCCAGGCCGCGGUCCUCGACGGCCUGCCGCCGAAGCCGCCGCCGCCGCCCUGGGGCGGCGAGCCGCCGCUCCGCUUCGCGGCCGGCGCCGAGGUCGAGUGCCGCGUGGCCGCGGGCUGGGCGCCCGGCGUCGUGCUCGCGCUGCGCCCCGACGACGAGAGCCCCUACCUCGUCCGCCUCGAGGGCCUCGGCGACUGCCUGGCGCCCGUCGACAGCGCCCGGGUCAUCCGGUCGCGCGCCGGCGGCGAGGAGCGGCGGUGGAACCAGCGGACGUGCGCCUUCGAGGUCGCCGCGUCCGUGUCGCUCGCGCUGCACCCGCGCGCGGCGCGCGUCGCCGUCGGCCUCUGGCACGAGUGCAAGGCCGCCGGCGUCGUCUACGCCGUCGACUUCGGCUAA
Molecule: messenger RNA, 1155 nt
Organism: Aureococcus anophagefferens
Lineage: Eukaryota; Pelagophyceae; Pelagomonadales; Pelagomonadaceae
Exons: 2
Coding region: 1-1155 (384 amino acids)
Molecular function (GO): protein binding
Source: RefSeq, a predicted model, not a curated record